CGGAAAGUCUGUCUUUCGACACGCUUCGCUCCAUUUGUGACUUUGUGGACACCACAUCCAGUACAUUACUAGCAUUAAUACAAUGUCUUUCGCGCUCAGGAGUGGAUGCUUCUGACGGUUUCGCGGCCAAACAGCCCGCUACAGCCGGCGCGCGCGACGAGCGAGCUGGUUAAGGUGAAAAAUGCAGUCUGCAUUUCCUUCAGUAGAAAUCGGCUAUGCGCUGGACUAGAGGCGGCGGUUCGGCUUGGUGACUGGGCGAGCGAGGUGCACCAUCGUCCGUUUCACCUUCGUCCAGCCUAGAGUCCCUUAGCUAGCAUGCGGCGCACAUGCUCAUGUCAGCUACAUUGCGUGGGAUAGCUUGCUGCAUGUCAACAGACGUGCAAUAGUGGGGAAAGAGCGUCGCUCGGUUGGCAGUUCGCGGCGGACUGUGGGCAACAAAGCCACUUUUGCACAGCUGUUUUUGUUAAACAUUCUUCUGAAAAUUUGUGUAUAAUCUGCAAUUCUUGCACACUGAUUUCGGUCUCUAGGCCGCUUUGGCGGGAACAGCGCGAAAUGAAAUGGCAGCUGGUCCCGGCCGCAAGCGCGGCGAUUCCGCUAAAUAACAAUGGGACAUUACACUCAUCGCUGCUGCUAUAUAGCACUGACCGCCAGCGUAGAUGAUCCAAAUCCUUGGAACUGGGCCCAUCCAGCGGUUGGCAACACCUUGUUCCUGAAUUCUAACGCGCUGCUGCGGGCCCUGGGACCUAUCUACCUUUCUGUGCGUGCAGACCAAGCAUGUCGCCCAGCUCGUCGCUUAGGCGACAAAGCAACCGGUGGCGGCAGCAGCACUGCAUCUCUUUGCUGCUGGUUAGCUUCCCUGCCCCCACCACGCCGGGCACGCCCUGCACUGACGUGCGGCUGUACGCCUCUCAAGGCGGACCCGAGGUGUCCUUCAUCACCGGCCCCGUGUACGCGGGCGCCGCCGGCCAGGUGGUCGGCAACGCCACGAUGACUGUUAACGAUGUGGCAGAUGUGCUGAACAUCACCCUUGUGCGCAACGCCGCCAGCCCCGACUGGUCGGACUCGGACGCUUUGUGGGAGGUGUGGGACAGCAUCGCGUCGCUCAACGCGAGCAUCGACGGCCCCGGCUGCUCCCGGCCCAACGCCCUGGGUCAGUGGAACCACGUUAUCACCAAUGGCAACACCGGCUUCUUCAGCGUCAUCAUCCCUUUCUCGCUACUGCGCGUGAACGCGUCCACGUGUGCGCCCCGCCGCUUCUUCGUGAUGGUGCACACGGGCGUGGGGAGCAACACGGCAAUGCUGGGCUGGCGCUACAUGACCGCCAACUCCAACCAGCUUCCGGAGGUGUGCACCGGUGUGUCCGGCACCGCCAAUUCGUGGUUCGGGCUGGGAGACUUCUACCUCGACUGCGCCUCCUGCGGCCAGCAACAGCCUCCUUCGCCGGCGCCACCCAGCCCAAGGCCGCCCUGGCCCGCGCCGCCCUCCCCACUCCCUCCCAGCCCCCUCCCCCCCAGCCCUGUGCCGCCCAGCCCUCGCCCGCCCAGCCCCGCGCCUUCAACCCAACCCGCGCCGCCCAGCCCCGCGCCGCCUAGCCCUAAGCCGCCCAGCCCGGCACCUCCCAGCCCUGCACCGCCUAGCCCUAAGCCGCCCAGUCCUGCGCCGCCCAGCCCCGCGCCACCCAGCCCUAAGCCGCCCAGCCCGGCACCUCCCAGCCCCGCACCGCCUAGCCCUAAGCCGCCCAGUCCUGCGCCGCCCAGCCCCGGGCCACCCAGCCCUAAGCCGCCCAGCCCGGCACCUCCCAGCCCCGCACCGCCUAGCCCUAAGCCGCCCAGCCCGGCACCUCCUAGCCCCGCGCCACCCAGCCCUAAGCCGCCCAGCCCGGCACCUCCCAGCCCGGCUCCGCUCAGCCCUAGGCCACCAAGCCCCGCGCCGCCCAGCCCCCAGCCGCCGACCCCUGAGCCGCCCUUCACCCCGGAGGUCACCCCCGAGCCGACCUGCUCCACUGCAAUCAUGCUAAACUCCGACGGGAUCGUCGUCACCUCGAUGACCGGGCCCAUCUACGCUGGCGCAGACGGUCAGCGUGUGGGCAACAUCACCAUCUACCACAAUGUGCCGUCAUCCGGCAACAUGACAGUGGUGGUGAACUCGUUUGUGGGUCCUUGGGACAAGGAUGACGUCCUGUGGAAGGUGUACAACAUUUCUGACUUCUACACAGCCAUUGGCGUUCCCGGCAACACAACCGGCGAGUGCUCGCGACCACGAAAUCUGGGCCGCGACUUCCAUCACAUCGGUAUGCAGGGCAACAACGGCUCCUUCUCCUUUGUGGUGUCGUACGGCGGUCUCGGGGUGCCAGUCAACGCCUCAUGCUACGCAAUGGAGUUCGCAAUCAUGGUAAAACUGGGUAUCAGCGGCGAAACCGCGUUUGGGAGCUGGUUUUAUGUGUCUGAUGCGCCAGGCGGCUACAACAACUUCACAGAAAAGUGCAACUCAACAACCUCGUGGUUUGGCUUUGGCAACUUCGUCAUCUCUUGCCCGUGUGACUCUCUAUCGCCGCCCAGUCCAGAGCCGCCCAGCCCGAGACCACCUUCCCCCGUCCCCCCAUCUCCUGGCCCUCCCUCGCCCGAGCCUCCCAGCCCGGCGCCCCCGACCCCCAACCCGAACCCACCCAGCCCGGCGCCUCCGUCACCCGAGCCUCCGAGCCCUGCGCCUCCCUCUCCGGCGCCUCCAUCGCCUGCGCCUCCUAGCCCGGAGCCCCCGUCCCCCGCUCCCCCUUCCCCUGCGCCUCCUAGCCCCGAGCCGCCCAGCCCCGCUCCGCCUUCUCCUGAGCCUCCGUCGCCCACUCCUCCCAGCCCGGCACCACCCAGCCCAGCCCCUCCCAGGCCUGCUCCUCCCUCGCCCGAGCCUCCCAGCCCGGCGCCCCCGACCCCCAACCCGAACCCGCCCAGCCUGGCGCCUCCGUCACCCGAGCCUCCGAGCCCUGCGCCUCCCUCUCCGGCGCCUCCAUCGCCUGCGCCUCCUAGCCCGGAGCCCCCGUCCCCCGCUCCCCCUUCCCCUGCGCCUCCUAGCCCCGAGCCGCCCAGCCCCGCUCCGCCUUCUCCUGAGCCUCCGUCGCCCACUCCUCCCAGCCCGGCACCGCCCAGCCCAGCCCCUCCCAGCCCUGCUCCGCCCUCGCCCGAGCCUCCCAGCCCGGCGCCCCCGACCCCCAACCCGAACCCUCCCAGCCCGGCGCCUCCGUCACCCGAGCCUCCGAGCCCUGCGCCUCCCUCUCCGGCGCCUCCAUCGCCUGCGCCUCCUAGCCCAGAGCCCCCGUCCCCCGCUCCCCCUUCCCCUGCGCCUCCUAGCCCCGAGCCGCCCAGCCCCGCUCCGCCUUCUCCUGAGCCUCCGUCGCCAACUCCUCCCAGCCCGGCACCGCCCAGCCCAGCCCCUCCCAGCCCUGCUCCUCCCUCGCCCGAGCCUCCCAGCCCGGCGCCCCCGACCCCCAACCCGAACCCGCCCAGCCCGGCGCCUCCGUCACCCGAGCCUCCGAGCCCUGCGCCUCCCUCUCCGGCGCCUCCAUCGCCUGCGCCUCCUAGCCCGGAGCCCCCGUCCCCCGCUCCCCCUUCCCCUGCGCCUCCUAGCCCCGAGCCGCCCAGCCCCGCUCCGCCUUCUCCUGAGCCUCCGUCGCCCACUCCUCCCAGCCCAGCACCGCCCAGCCCAGCCCCUCCCAGCCCUGCUCCUCCCUCGCCCGAGCCUCCCAGCCCGGCGCCCCCGACCCCCAACCCGAACCCGCCCAGCCCGGCGCCUCCGUCACCCGAGCCUCCGAGCCCUGCGCCUCCCUCUCCGGCGCCUCCAUCGCCUGCGCCUCCUAGCCCAGAGCCCCCGUCCCCCGCUCCCCCUUUCCCUGCGCCUCCUGCGCCUCCUAGCCCCGAGCCGCCCAGCCCCGCUCCGCCUUCUCCUGAGCCGCCGACGCCGACUCUCUUGCCACCCAGCCCGGAGCCGCCGUCUCCCACACCGCCAAGCCCGGAGCCCCCCAGCCCGGAGCCACCCUCUCCGGAGCCGCCUUCGUCUGCGCCUCCUAGCCCGUCGCCUCCUAGCCCGGAGCCACUGAUCCCGGAGCCGCCAAGCCCGGAGCCGCCGUCUCCCACGCCGCCCAGCCCGGCGCCGCCUAGUCCUGCGCCGCCUUCGCCUGCUCCUCCUGUGCCGCCUAGCCCGGAGCCGCCGAGCCCAGAGCCUCCCAGCCCGGCGCCGCCUGUGCCGCCGAGCCCGGAGCCGCCCAGCCCGGAGCCGCGUAGUCCUGCGCCGCCUUCGCCUGCUCUUCCUGUGCCGCCUAGCCCAGAUCCGCCUAGCCCAGAGCCUUUCAGCCCGGCGCCGCCUGUGCCGCCGAGCCCGGAGCCGCCCAGCCCGGAGCCGCCUAGUCCUGCGCCGCCUUCGCCUGCUCCUCCUGUGCCGCCUAGCCCGGAGCCGCCGAGCCCAGAGCCUCUCAGCCCGGCGCCGCCUGUGCCGCCGAGCCCGGAGCCGCCCAGCCUCGAGCCUCCUUCCCCUGAGUCAUCGCCGGGGUCACCCGACCCGCCUAGUCCGGAGCCGCCCAGUCCGGAGCCCCCGACUCCUCCCAGCCCCGCGCCGCCGCGACCCCAGGCAGACCCGUCUGUCAGGAACCCGCCCCUACCGCCCUUCCCAGCCACGCCACCCAAUCCGGCGCCCGGCGUUUGCUUCGGCUGCUCCCAACAAGGCUACACUACGGAUCUGCAGGAGCCUUACCCGAACUCCCUGGGUUGCGGUGAUCAGGCGACCUGCAUUGAUGUGGACGUCGACUCAUCCCUGUGCGUCUGGCGGCCGGAGGGUGGGCGCAUGUACCUCUACUGCCAGGUUUGCAUGCUAUGGCCUCGCCCCGGCAGCAAGUGCUCCUACGACUUUGUUCCGUCGUCCGAUGGCGCACGUGCCGGCCGUACACGCACCGGCAGCGUCAGCACCCGCACCGGCACCGCAGGUGGCGUCCGCCGGGCCCAGGAGUCCCAAGCGGGCCCCACAAUGGGUAGUAUCUGCCUAGCUGACAGACUCAACCCAGUCAUCCCGGAGCCCGGAGCCGCACCCAGCCUGGCCGCGGGUGGCAGCAACUUGACCCGCCCUUGGGAAGCAAACAAUGCUUCACGAUACUGCCAGUGGGUGCGCUGGCGCGACACCAACCAGCGCCCGCAAGAUGUCCUGUUCAGCAUUCGCGGUGGCAACACGCCGUGCUCCACGCUGAACGGACAAACAUACGUCAGCGUGCGCGGCAUGGAUGCAUAUUGUUCGGCUCCCAACUACUUCGAGAACGGCACGGUGGCUGGGUGCCAGGGCAAUGCCGGCGAUGUGUACAACGAGUGCUUGUGGAAAAUCACAGUGCCCCGUCCCGGCGGCCAAUACUGGAACUGCAAUGUGUGCGUUCCCAACAUCACCGAGCCCGUGCCGCCACUUGCGCCGCGCCCGCCUAGACCUGGUGCCCAGCCCAAGCAGAAUGCACCACCGUUUCCCCAGGCGCCGUCUCCGCCCACUGGCCCCAGCACACCUGGCAACUUGAAGCCGCCUCCGCCCAGGCGGCGCCCCCCGGCCGUGCCCUCCCAGCGCGUGCCGGGCUUCCCAUAUUGCGCCUGCCAGCGCCGAAGCCCGCGCAACACGCCCUUCGCCCUAGAGUAUGCGAACUCCACCAUUCUCCCACCCAUGCUGGACGGCUCGCAGCGCGUCUCACACUGCUUCACGCUCCAGCUCCAAGUUUGCAACCCGGACGCGUUCUGCUGCCCCCCUAAUCGCAUGGACCUCAAAAAAAUUGAGUUCUCUGUGGGGACGCAGUGCCGCAGCGCCGUCAAACUGGUGCUCCUGGACGGCAUGUCGGUGCCGUGGGCCACAACCGCGGACAGCUACCAGGGACAGGGCGUGCUGACGUGGAAGCUGCCGGGCUUGCAGCUGACGCAGGAGGCGGUGGGCGACAAGGGCGCCAUCAGCCUGUGCAUGGUGCUAUCGGCGCCCUGCACGAGCAUCGAGGAGUUCUGCAUGGGGCCGUCCUGCCGGCACUCCAUCUUCAACACACCCGAGUCGUGCUGCCCAGUGUCGGAGGCUGAGAUUACCUACGAUUUCGACGAAGUGCCUGGGAAGCAACGCCGCCAUCUAUCGUCGUCAUCAUCUGCUGCUUCGUCCCACGCGAUUGCGGACGGCAUCAUCACGGACACUGCGGAAACUGUCGGCGUCACCGACUCGCGUGGUGCGCCUACUUCCUGGUCCAACCGCGCCUGGAGCAUCCAGCGCCGACGUCGGUAAAUUCAAUGCUUGACAUCACUUUUGUGCACACGGGGUUGGCUUUGAAUGCUUCCCCGCGGUAAGGACUGAUUAAAGACUAGUGUGCAUGUGACUGUGGCGGGUUGUCGGCAACACAUCCCCACAUUGCAGGGUAGAUAGACCAGUCACCUGAUUCAUUGUGCCGUGAUCCGUGUACAUGUACGGCAGUCUUACUCGAAAGACCUUGUCUGUGUGGAUGAGCAAUAAUGCCUCUGAAUUGCAGGGAUCCAAAUGAUCCAUUCCAUAAUUGGAGCGGCUGGUUGACGUUGAAUGCUUGCACCGUAGGAUGCGGUGCAGUACGUGUGGCCAAGCAAUAUGACAGGCUUGCAGGUGGAACGCGCACCAGCUGAUAUAGGACGGCAGGCUGAGAAUUUUGCUCUGUGGUUUGCUUGGAUGCUUGGGUCCAGGUUGGCAGCAGGAGUGUUGAGUGCACGUGUGUGAGGUGCCUUUCGCGUGUGCUCCGCCUGCAGCUGCCGUAACUACGCUCGUG
This is a messenger RNA of Chlamydomonas reinhardtii, 6778 nucleotides long. RefSeq lists its product as uncharacterized. The coding region runs from base 775 to 6270 and encodes 1831 amino acids. The record is from RefSeq and is a predicted model, not a curated record. Lineage: Eukaryota; Viridiplantae; Chlorophyta; Chlorophyceae; Chlamydomonadales; Chlamydomonadaceae. The transcript is spliced from 15 exons.